AUGGAUCGGCCAUGCGCUUCCUGCGACCGCAAUCUGCCUCAGUCGUCCUACACCGCCAACCAGUAUUCCAAGGGCCCGGGUGUAUCGCGAUGUGCCAGCUGUGUCCACGGCCACCCACGCGACAACUCAUCCGCAAAGCAGUCUGACAGUGGUAGAUACAACAUCUCUAGCCGUGCUACUUUCCCAAUUGAUGCACUUGACAAUCCCUUUGCUCAAGGUGCUUUUCGCUGGGUUGCUAAGGGGAAAUACACUUCAGGCCCGCGCAGUGGCCAAGCGUGUGUCAUUAAAUGGUUUAAGACAGGCGCAGUCUUCUCGGACGAUUAUUUCACCCUCGACAUCAAGGCGAUUGAUAAGGCGUUGGAAAUUGUUAACAGGUUCAAUCAGCUUGACAUUAUUACUAAAGUUGUUAAAAUCAACAUCGCCGCUGUCUGGGUCUUUGACGACGACGCCUCUGAUGAGUGGGCUGGCCAGAACCAUCUGUGCGAGCCUUUUAUCCAGAAUUACCAAAAGUUCAACAGCAACAGUGGGUGGAAUGAUGGCUCACAAGGAUGGGGGGAAGUAAUGCAAGCCCUGAGCCACUUUAGCUACCAUCUUUCUGGUGGGAACUAUGUUCUCUGCGACCUCCAAGGCGGCGUCUACCAGCAUGAGGUUGUCCUCUCUGACCCUGUCAUUUUAUCGCGGAAUCGGGAGUACGGUGUCACUGAUCUAGGCUCCGAUGGGAUCAGUUCCUUCUUCAGCCAGCACAAAUGCAACAACUACUGUCAUCCCACUUGGACACAGCCCGCUCGCCCAGUUCAGCAUUUCCGCCCAGUCCCAGGUACAACCAUGAUUCGACGGUCGGUUCCUACCCACCAUUCCCGCCCGGCUAGAACGAGAUAUUUCGGUUGA
This is a messenger RNA of Uncinocarpus reesii 1704, 888 nucleotides long. RefSeq lists its product as uncharacterized. NCBI's taxonomy places the organism in Eukaryota, Fungi, Ascomycota, Eurotiomycetes, Onygenales, Onygenaceae. Bases 1 to 888 code for a protein of 295 amino acids. The transcript has a single exon. The record is from RefSeq and is a predicted model, not a curated record. Gene Ontology annotation, biological process: protein phosphorylation. Gene Ontology annotation, molecular function: ATP binding; protein serine/threonine kinase activity.